CCUCCUCGAGCAUCCGGCCCUGAGCACAGCAGUGCCUUCACCACGACAGGCACCAGCUGCACAGCCACCACCAUGGAGCCGAGCGUGCGGGAGCCGCUGGUGAGGAGGUCGAGCUCCUCAUACCACACCUUCCCUGAGAGCAUCAGAAAGGGGCUGGACAAAGAGUACCUGCAGAGCCUCAACAACAAGCGGCUCUACAUGGCAGUGUUUUCUGCCGUGCUGGGGAAUUUCAGCUUUGGCUUUGCCCUGGUUUACCCCUCACCGGUGAUCCCUGUCCUGGAGGCUCACCCCGACCCCACGCUGAGGCUGGACCGCUACAGAGCAUCCUGGUUUGGGUCGGUGUUCAUGCUGGGGGCGGCGGCGGGGGGGCUCAGCGCCAUGCUCCUCAAUGACCACCUGGGCCGCAAGCUCAGCAUCAUGUUCUCAGCUGUGCCCUCUGCCGUGGGAUAUGCACUGAUGGCCGGUGCUCAGGGCAUCGAGAUGCUGCUGCUGGGCCGCGUGCUUACAGGCUACGCCGGUGGUGUGACGGCUGCCUCCAUCCCGGUCUACAUCUCUGAGAUCUCCCACCCUGGGGUGCGAGGCAUGCUGGGCACGUGUCCUCAGAUCAUGGCAGUGCUGGGCUCCCUCAUCCUCUAUGCGCUGGGGCUGCUCCUGGACUGGCGCUGGCUGGCCGUGGCAGGGGAAGUGCCUGUGCUCACCAUGAUCCUCCUGCUCUGCUUCAUGCCCAACUCACCCCGCUUCCUGCUCUCCCAGGGGAAGGAGGAUGAGGCCCUGCGCUCACUGUGCUGGUUGAGGGGCAGGGACACAGACUAUGCCCAGGAGUACGAGCAGAUUAAGGACAGCGUGAGGAAGCAGGGCCAGCGGAUUUCCUGUGCUGAGAUCAAGGAUCCCUUUAUCUACAAACCCAUCCUGAUUGCUGUGGGGAUGAGGUUCCUGCAGCAGCUCUCUGGUGUCACCUGUAUCCUCGUGUACCUGCAGCCAAUAUUCAAGAAAAUGGCCGUCAUCCUGAAACCAGAGUAUGAUGCAGCUCUCGUGGGCCUGGUACGGCUGUUCUCAGUGGCAAUCGCUGCUGUGUCAAUGGAUAAAGCUGGGAGGAAGAUCCUUCUCUUUGUAUCGGCUGGAGUCAUGUUGGCCUCCAACCUGACCAUGGGGCUCUACAUCCACUUUGUGCCAUCUUCUGAGAACAGCACCACUGCCAACAGGACCCUGGGGAGCGUUGCCAACCCUCCUGCUGAGCCCAUCCACUACAUCACCCUCAUCCCCCUCCUGGCUGCUAUGUUCUUCAUAAUGGGCUAUGCCAUGGGCUGGGGGCCCAUCACCUGGCUGCUGAUGUCAGAAAUCCUCCCUCUGAAAGCCCGUGGGGUGGCAUCGGGCCUCUGUGUUGUCGUGAGCUGGGUGACAGCCUUUGCCCUGACCCAGCUCUUCCUUGGGGUUGUGGAGUCCUUUGGCCUCGAGGUGCCGUUCCUAUUCUUUGCUGUCAUCUGCGCUGGGAAUAUUUUAUUUACAGGCUGUUGCGUUCCAGAAACCAAACGGAGAUCCCUAGAACAGAUUGAGGCCUUCUUCAGGACUGGUCGGAAAUCAUUCUUGAGAUCGUUCAGGAGGUAGGAGCUGCUGGCUGCACCAAGCCAUGUGCUCAAGGGCCAGAAAGAAAAGGGUUGUGCUGAUAGAGAUGGAGCCUGGAGACCUCUGCAAAUAUGGCGUUCCCCCACAAAGGGGAGAGAACAGGCAGCAGUGACUGUAUUGCUUUGGGUGUUGAAAUUGCCAGCUGAAGCUUCUAAGAUAUUCUCACCCCAAGUCCUUCAGCGCUACGUAUGGCUCUCCAGGCAGCGCAUCAGCACGAGGUAUAGGACCACAGAACCAGCAACAGGCUGGAUGUGAAGCUGUCCUGGAAAAUACCAGGUGUGGCUGUGGACACAGAGCCACUCAAGCAGCCCGAGAGCCCCGGGCUUUGGCUGGAACAGAGUUAACAUCUACUGCUGUCCUGGUGGGCACUCAGCGUGUAGUUGCAAGAAUAAAACUGUUUCGCCUCCAA
Lagopus leucura (white-tailed ptarmigan) is the source of this 2032-nucleotide messenger RNA. It is a transcript of the gene SLC2A6, whose product is annotated as solute carrier family 2 member 6. Lineage: Eukaryota; Metazoa; Chordata; Aves; Galliformes; Phasianidae. Gene Ontology annotation, cellular component: membrane. The record is from RefSeq and is a predicted model, not a curated record. The transcript is spliced from 10 exons. Gene Ontology annotation, molecular function: transmembrane transporter activity. Gene Ontology annotation, biological process: transmembrane transport. The coding region runs from base 73 to 1605 and encodes 510 amino acids.